AGUGUACAGAAGUGCUUCCUUUUACCAUGUUGGAGCUUUUUCAGCAGAACUCGUGUUUCUUGAUUUUUAAUUAGAAUGUUAUUCCUUUUCGCAAUAUUAGUUUUAAAUCCAAAACUGACCUUGGCAGAACAGCCCCAGGAUGAAAUCUCCAAAUUGUACCUCAAAUACAAACAAGCUAAAUAUUACCUCGGGGGAUCAGAACCCCUGGAAGCUGAGGAGAAAGCUGCUAGGAAUUUCUUUGCUACGUGGGAUUUGUUGCAAAGCAAUGUAUACUAUCCAUACGUCAUAGCUGAUUGGAAUUAUCAAACAAAUAUGACAGAGGAAAACUUGAAUGCAAUUGAUGGAGAAGGAAUAACGUUUGGUCUGAAAAUGGAAGAACUGACAAAAAUUGCCGCCACCGCUUUUGGCAAACGUGGUCCUUUUGCAAGAUGGAGAAAUUACCACGACUCAUACUUUGUUCGUCUCAUUUGGAAACAACUCGGUUCAGCAACUUUAGAAUCAGAGGCCAAGAAAUUUGCUGAAAAAGCCACUAUUGAUAGGCUGGAGGCAGAAAUGGGGAAGAUUCUGGUUGAAGCUCAGAUUUGCAGCUCAAAUGGGGAGGUAUGCGGGAUUAAACUGAAUCCUGAUGUAACUGACCCAGAGGAAAGAAAACACCUGUGGAAAGCUUGGUUUGAUGCAACUGGAAAGAAAAUCAGGCCCUUGUAUGAACAGUAUGUUGUAUUACUGAAAGAAAGGGCUAAAGCAUUGGGUUAUCCAAAUGCUGCUGAGAUGAUGAUGGCACCUGAAGAAACACCUGACUUGAGAGGACAGGUGCUGAAACUGUGGAUACAAGCACAACCAUUGUACAAAAAGAUAUUUUCUUACUUCAGAUUUAAAUUGUCUAAUGUUUACCCUGGCCUUAUUGACCUAAAUGGCCCCAUACCAGCACAUUUCAUGGGUUAUCCAAAUGCUGCUGAGAUGAUGAUGGCACCUGAAGAAACACCUGACUUGAGAGGACAGGUGCUGAAACUGUGGAUACAAGCACAACCAUUGUACAAAAAGAUAUUUUCUUACUUCAGAUUUAAAUUGUCUAAUGUUUACCCUGGCCUUAUUGACCUAAAUGGCCCCAUACCAGCACAUUUCAUGGGGAGCACAUUUCCUACAAAUUUCAACAUGGUAAAUAACACUGAGCUUCCUUAUCCUGGAAGCGAAAACAUAUGGAAAUCCAUUGCAGAAGAAAUGCUUUCACAGGGUUAUACAGUGCGGCGUAUGUAUGACGUAGCAGAAGAUUUCUUUGUUUCAAUGGGUUUCAGUCCAAUGACAAAAACGUUUUUUGAAAAGUCAUUGUUUGAGAAGCCAGAUGAUGGAAGGGAAGUUACUUGUCAUGGGUCAGCUCAUGAUUUCAACCAAGGAGCUUGUGGAGAUGAUUUCAGGAUAAAAUAUUGUGCAGAAGUGACACCUGGUGAUCUUGCAACAAUCCAUCAUGAAAUGGGUCACAUUCAGUAUUUCAUGUCCUAUUCACAUCUACCAACACAAUUCCGAGAUGGUGCUAACAGUGGAUUCCAUGAAGCCAUAGGAGACACAAUGUCACUUUCUUCUUCAUCCAUGAAGCAUCUGCAAAAAAUUGGUCUUCUGAAACCUGGACGAUUUUCAAGUCAAGAAAUUGCAGAAAAAGAUAUUAACAUCUUGCUGACAAAGGCGUCUUCAACCUUUGGGCAGUUGGGAUUUGCUUACAGCCUGGACCUUUGGCGAUGGGAUGUCCUGGGCAAUGAUUCUGUGACAAACAAAAACAUGAAUAAAGCUUAUUGGGAUCAUGUGGAGAGACUCAUGGGAAUUAAACCCAUGCCAAGAACAGAGGAAGAUUUGGACCCUGGGGCUAUUUACCAUGUUGCCAAUGGGGUUUCAUACAUAAGGUACUUCAUGAGCAUAAUUUUGCAACACCAAUUCCAUGAAGCCAUGUGCAAAGCAGCUGGUGAAUAUGACCCAAACAAAGCAGAUAAACCACUGCACAAUUGCGAUUUUUACAAAAGCAAACCUGCUGGGGAUCUUUUGAGGAAAGCCAUGCAUCUUGGGUCCUCCAAACCCUGGCCUCUGGUCCUGGAGAAAAUCACUGGUCAGAAAACCAUGACAGCUGAUUCACUCAAAAGAUUCUACAAGCCUUUGGAGCGAUUUUUGGACAAGUUUCUAGCAGAGAACAAACAGUGCAUAGGCUGGGGAAGUGAUUGUAAUUCUGGACGAAGUGCACAUGGAAACACCACAUUCAAAGCAUCUACGUUUGUCAAUCGAAAAUCUUUUGGGAAAUCCAAAGAUUUUCUUAGAAAUGCGUAUAAUGUUGUGUAAUCUCAUGAUGCUUACAGAAGUGUUCCAUUCAAACUUUGAAUUUGGAGUCCAGGUAUGGAAAUUUUCUGAAAACUCUAUAUCAAAUGUUGUUCAAGAAUAUUCAAGUUCAAAAAAAGCCUCAUUCUUUGUUGACAGUGGAUUUUUCUUUCCCUUGCUUAAAGAAUAAAUAAAACAUAUUUUUCUGACCAGAAAAGCAGAAAUUACAUUGAAAGAGCAUGAAGAACAUUUUUUCAACGCAUUUUCUUCCAAAUUUGAUGCGUUUUGCUUGUGUUAUGUGUUAAAUUAUGUGAUGGUUGCCGUGUAUAUUUUAAAUUUAAAGCAAUAUCAUGUUUACUGGGUAGCAACUAUUUCAAAUAAAAAUUUAGUAAUAUGUGGCCAGUGAAUUUUUUUCAUAGUAGCUCAGCGAAUUUUAAGAAGUCUUUAUGAUUGUUUUUUCAAAACAUAAUUUCAAAGAUUUUAAAAUUAAUACGCCCUAUAUGUAGACAAUGCAUAAAAAAAUAUGAGUGAUGUCUUACUUUCAAUGGCUCCUAUACUGAAAAAUGCGUGACAUUCACACUGAUGGGGACUUUCAUCUGAUAUUGCAAAUUCUCAAGCUCGAAAAUUUCAACAAUCAAAUUAUUUUUACUGUAAACUUUUCCAGAUGAUAUUGUCAAAAUGUUGAUGAAUCAGGAAAGUUUCUCAUAUCUGGCAUUCAGCUCAUGCUGGAGAAAAUAUUACAAGUGAAAUUCGCGGAAAUUUCAUCUUUGAAAAUUGUUUGUCAAUAUCAGGAAUAUUCUUUGUAUGAUACAAUAUUUACAUGACUCAUUCAUAUGAUGUGCUGGACUGUUUCAAUGGUGAUGCUUAAAAAUCUCAAGCAUGAUGAUGCAUACAUAUACACAGAACUUGAUUAAAUCGGAA
Notodromas monacha is the source of this 3216-nucleotide messenger RNA. Lineage: Eukaryota; Metazoa; Arthropoda; Ostracoda; Podocopida; Cyprididae. The record is from the annotation of a GenBank genome assembly.